AUGUCCGACACUUGUAUUGUCUGUUUAGGAGACCUUGGCGAAAGCGCCGGUAAUCCCCUCGCCGUCGAGCCUGUGCCAACGCCCGAUGCCCAUGAUGCAUCCAUCAAGGUCAAGGAUAGGCUCGAGGACGAGGAUAGCCAGAUCGCCCAGUUACUCCCUUGCGGACACAUUCUGCAUAAUAACUGCUUGAAGCCAUGGGUGGAGCGAGCCAACAGUUGUCCGAUAUGUCGCCGCAACUUCAACAUGGUCGAGUUGACGGACCAACUUGGUGGCCCCGUGAUCUCGUCAUAUGCCGUGCAAGACCGAACCCAGAUCGCCGACGUCGACCCUUCAAUGGUCAUCGAAUAUGCCGAAGAUGACCUUGCCGAUUUCCAACCAUGUACGAUAUGUGGUGAAGCAGAUAACGAGGAUGUUCUCCUCCUGUGCGAUGGUUGCGAUGCCCCUUCGCAUCAGUAUUGUGUCGGUUUGGAUGAAAUACCUCCCGGCUCCUGGUAUUGCGCACAAUGCGAGGCUCAACGUGCCCUUGGCCCUGCGCCUGAGGUGUCUGCACGAUCUACUCGAGCAACCGAGCGACGGAAUCGCCGUACUCGCGCCCAACGGCGGCGUGCGCAAACCUCCAACAAUAUAAAUUCGCUGCACUGGGCUCGGGUGUGGCAGUCCGUUUGGGAUCACCUUAAUAUCGAUCUGGAUUUCCCAUUCGACGAUGACCGAUCGGCGCAGCGUGUUAUGCAGCAACGUCGCCGGGAGGAGGCCAACCAGCGCGAGUUCCGGGCAUGGCAGCGUCGCUUUGAGGUUGCCGAGCGACAAGGCGGUGGUAGUCGGUUCCGAGACACAGCGUCUCUAUUCGACAUUGAACCCGCCCGCCCGUCACGGCCUCGAGUCCCUAGAGAGCCGACGCCCGAGCCCGAGUCUUUGGAAGAAGUGCGAGCAUGGAAUGCCUUUGAGAGAGCUCGAGAGAUUGAGAACAACCCCAAUGCCGCUCGAAAGCGCAAAGAACCAACAAUGUCCCCUUCGCCAGAGCCGACCGAACCGGAGCGCAAGCUCAAGCGUCCACGCACUAGGCGGCCUCAGGAGCUGGCUGCCAUGGCCCAACAGAAUGGAGAAUCCUCUAGAGCUGCCAGCUCGACCGCACGCCUCGCAAAUGGGGAUAGUGUAGGCGAACCAAGCUUCUUGUCCUCUCUCUUGAAGGAGGUCGAGGACUCAUCGAAUACGGAGCUCGCAACCUCCCAUGGACCGUCGGCUCCCACAUCCAUAGCUCCUACCGACCAUGCCACGCCAGGCCCAUCUUCUCCAUCCAUCUCGCCCGUUUCCUCCAACCAUUCCUCUCCUCGAAUAUCCUCCACGACCCCACCUCCUUUCUCUCGCAGUCGGCCUAUUUCCCCAAUCCAACUCUCUUCUCCAGCCGAAUCCUCCUCGCCUCCAUUCUCCCCAGAGGUAUCAUUCUCUGGGAGCCCAGCUUCCUCGCCGAGUAAGGAGACCCCUACGGCCCACCGUGAUGCCGGUCGUCCACGCUCUCGUAUACCUCGCCGAGGCAUGCACCUGGGACACUCGCGCUCCGCCGAUACCUCACCCACCCGCGCCGGCCCUUCAUUAGCCGUCAAAUCCGACAUCCAGAAGAUGGUUGGCACAGCGCUCAAGCCACACUACCGGGCCAAGACCAUCUCCAAAGACCAAUUCACCGAGAUCAACCGCACCAUCUCGCGCAAACUAUACGAGCGCGUCGGAACGGCCGAGUCCCUCGGAUCCGAGCGACGCGCAGAUAUUGAGGCGGUCGCGAAACAAGAAGUGCAAAAUACCAUCGGCGCGCUUUAUAAGAAGGACAAACAGCCCAUGUUGACAUCGGACUCCGACGGCGAUGUACAAUGA
Messenger RNA from Penicillium cinerascens, 1866 nucleotides. RefSeq names its product putative PHD and RING finger domain protein. The transcript is spliced from 2 exons. Lineage: Eukaryota; Fungi; Ascomycota; Eurotiomycetes; Eurotiales; Aspergillaceae. Bases 1 to 1866 code for a protein of 621 amino acids. The record is from RefSeq and is a predicted model, not a curated record.